AGAUCCGAACACUCAACCGUACUCGUAAAAGUGAUGGGAAAUUUGGAACAGUCGAAGCCCGUGACUCCGAUUGUAACGCUAUUCUAGGUAGAUUUUAACCCGAUUUCACCACACUGAGAAGGACAUACCCGGCUGAAAAAUGAAGUAUAGUUUGGUUGUUGAUGGUUUGCAAACGGAAGUGGUUCUGGAUGAUGGAAAAUUAACAUUUGCAUCAAGUGGAGGUGAGGACGUCAGCUAUGAAUUUAAUGACAUCAUUGGAUGUGACGAGAUAAUGACAGGAUGGUUUAGGAAGAAGGAGGUAGCGCGAGUGUGGCUAAUCGAACGCGAUCCCUCCAAUUUAAUGAUAAAGAAAAGCAAGGUGAUCUCUGGGGAUCAAAGGAAAGGUUUUCAACACGAUUUGACAGAGAAGCUGAGAAAAGAAACAAAGCGUCCCAAGCAAGUGUUGGUGUUGAUAAACCCCAUCGGAGGAAAUGGCACUGCCCGGAAGGAUUUCAUAAAUAUCGUAGAACCACUCUUUAAACUCUCAGGAAUUUCCAUGGAUAUAGUGUUGUCUGAGCGUCCUGGACACAUGAUUGAUGUUGCGAAAACUUACGACUUUACCAACACUGAUGGGGUCGUGUUACUUGGAGGUGACGGAUCAUAUCAUGAAGUGGUCAACGUGUUGAUGAGAAAGAGACAGGAAGAACAAGGGGUUGAUAUAAACGACCAAAAUUCAUCAUUAUCCCCCUUGAAUAUUCCAAUAGCCAUGAUACCAACAGGUACUGGGAACGGAGUGUCAGAAAACAAUACUGGCAGUAAAGACGUUUUAACUGCAGCUCUUCAUGUUGUUAAAGGGAGAACUGUGUCUUCUCAUCUGUUGGCUUUGUACAGUAAUGGCAGUCUUCUUGGCUUUGGUGGAACAGCUUCAACAUACGGAUUCAUGACAGAUCUUCUUUUCUAUGCCGACAGGAAGUUCCGGUGGCUUGGGCGAUCCCGGUACUUGUUUGUUCCCAUGUGGAUGCUUCUUUUCAAAUCCCAUACGAAUCGUGUUUACAAUGCCAAGGUCACCUACUACACAAAUGUCACCGAGCGAUGUAACAGUGAAACCAGUGAGACAGAGAUUUAUGUUGAAGACAGGAAGCUCUCUGGAUACAGUUCUUUUACAUCUGAUACAGUGGUCUUCAACCGGAAGUUCUGGAAUAUGAUGACUCUGAACGGUAACGUCAUCUAUGAUGGUAACGUCAAGAUUGAUGUCCCAAGAAUGUUUAUCCCCAAACCGACAAUGUGUUCUUCGUUUCUCUUCUAUGACAGCGUGGCACUCGGAUCUGUGUUCACAUUUUUCAAGCACAUCCGUAAAAGGACAGCCAUGGAUGUACCUAGUAAUGAGCUGGAGGUGUUGAAUAUCCAAGGGUUCAAUGUGGAGCUGACAGAUGGCAUAGACGAUGAGGACCCGAAUAUGAUGAUGCUGAAAAGACUUGUACAACUAGAUGGGGAAAUGUUUGAAUUGAAGGCUCCAUCAUUUCAACUACGGUACAAGCUGGACGUUGUUCAAAUCUUUUCAAGUCAUCUGUAAAAUGUCGUGAUUUAUAUUAUUGAUGCCUAUUUGUGUUCUCCUGUUUUGUGAACCUUCACGUGUUUAAUAUACAUUUUAGAAAUAUAUGUAUCUACUAUGUGCUAUUAUUGUGGUAUACUAGCUGCUAUAUUACCUCUAUAUUUUUGUUAUAAAGUGUAUAUAUAUAUAUAUAUAUAUAUAUAUAUAUAUAUAUAUAUAUCCAUGUUACUGUAUAUAUAUAUUAUAAUUUUUAUUUAUGUUAUAUUUCUUGUCAUGCAAACUUACAGCCUUACAUUACAUGACAUGAACGAUGUAGAGCAUAAUAUUUAGGAUCUCCCAUGGUUUAUUAUGAUUUAUUUGGGUUUUUUUUUUAUUCCCAAGUCUUGGCGAGGGGAUAUAAAAGAUAGAACGAGUUGGAUAUAAAUCAUAUCAAACUACAAACCAUGGGAGAUUCUUUUUAAUCACAUGUUACCCCCCUCCUGGUUUGAUUUCAAUUUAUGUUAAAUCACCUUUCGGCCUUCAAAGCCGCGUGACAUUCUGGAGACACGUCACUAUGACGUAUAAAGAAAAAAUGCCUAUUACAAUACACAAAUAAAUCAUGUUUCAGAAGAUUUCUUUAUUGUUGAAUGAAGUUAAACGAAUGAGAGUAAAUUUUUUUCUACAAUAUCAACAUUUCAUUCUUUAAUUGUACAAUUUAAUUACGUAUUGUACCAAGUCCGUCAUCUGAGUUGGAGCCGUAGAUCACACGCGGACAGUAUUUUUUUGGAUGACGAAUUUGAAUCGUUUUGUGUGUUUACAAUUAUUUUCCAUCCAAAAUGAUACCAUUCACAAAGCUUUAGACUCUUCCUGACACAUUUAUUGUGUUUGUUACUCCAUUGUAAUUUAUUGUGUUUCGACACAUUGAUUGAUUCGAUGUUUUCCGCCACACGCAACAAUUUUUCAGUUAUCUGGUGGCGCGCAGUUUUUAUUGUUGGAAGAGAGAAACCAGAUACUAUGAACCUGGGAAGAGACCAUCGACCUUCCGAAAGUAAACUGAGAAACUUUCUCACUUACCGGGGCGAGCGGGAUUCGAACGUCAUUUUGAGUGAAUUGAAACUGGGUGGCGGAUCCGCGUUAUUAUAAAGCUGUUGAAUUUGAAAGAAUUGUCGAAAUAUUCUGUGUGGAUUUCAUUUAAACUGCGGUAUUUGUUGAUUGCAUAUUUUUGUGACCAGUUAUAUGCAUAAUUUGGUUGGCAUGUAUGUUAUUUUCACUUAUGUUUGAACUAAAUCGUUAAAUGAGAGCAUUGCGAUUUGUUAAUCUUAUGUCCCCAAGAAUGAUACCGCUGCAACUGUCCUUCUUUUCAUGAUUUAAUUCAGUUGAUCAUUACAACAAUAUUAUUGGGAUUUUUUGCUCUCCGAUAUGUUUGUAAACAAACUAUGUAAAAUUUAAACACAUUUGUGACGCCAUGCGCGGCGUAGGAAAACAUAGUGUAAUAUUUAGAAUGUAUGUAAAAGGUGAUGUUCACUGGAUAAAGGACUAACAUGCGAUAGUAUUCUACUUUAUCCAUAAGACAUUUUAUGUAUAUUAUACAGAGAGCAUAUACUGAGUAUUACUUGUUCUGUGUUUAUUAUUAUACACAUACAAACAAAUAAAUAAAAAAACACUU
Messenger RNA from Ostrea edulis (European flat oyster), 3176 nucleotides. RefSeq names its product ceramide kinase 1-like. The transcript has 12 exons. The record is from RefSeq and is a predicted model, not a curated record. Gene Ontology annotation, molecular function: kinase activity. The coding region runs from base 140 to 1552 and encodes 470 amino acids. NCBI's taxonomy places the organism in Eukaryota, Metazoa, Mollusca, Bivalvia, Ostreida, Ostreidae.